GGAUUACAGCUUGAAUUGUUACAAAAGUUCACAAUUCACCUCUGAGCGCCAAUAAUGUAUGUGUAGCGUCAAUCGCGGCCUGCGUAGAUCCCGGUCUGCAUAAGGCCAGACUAUAACUGCUCACUGGUUCGAUAACGAUUCUCAUCCUCUUUAAUUAACCAGACGGUAUAAUCCAACUCAUAAUGACAGAAACGAUCCUAGAGGUCCAUAACAUUGGGGUAUACCAAGCACCAGGGCAACCUAUAAUCACGGAUGUCAACUUCGAAGUACGUGAAGGUGAUAUCGUUAUUCUGCAGGGUAAGAGCGGAGCGGGAAAGUCGACGUUAUUGAAAGCGUUGGCGCAUCUAACCCUGUACGAGGGUGAGAUCGACUACAGAGGAAAGACACCCCAGUCAUAUGGUAUCCCAAACUACCGUACACGCGUUCUCUACGUUCCCCAACGUCCGUCCCUUCUCCCCGGAACGCCACGAGAGUUCCUGAAAGUCGUCACCGGCUUCAAAUCGCACAAGUCUCAACAUACACUAGACAUCCACGAACCUAUACGUGUCGGAAAGGCCUGGGGAAUUGAAGAGGAGCUGUGGGACCGUAAUUGGUCGAACCUGAGCGGAGGCGAGAGCCAGAGAGUCGCGUUGGCUAUUGCGGUCGGGAUGCGGACAGCUGAGAUCCUGCUAUUAGACGGUAUGUCAGUUAUCAAUAGAGGAAGCGUAACGUUCUCAAUAAUUACUCCCCUACUGUAUUUGUUAGAACCGACCUCCGCUCUGGAUGCACAAACGUCUAUCACCGUGGAGAAUUACCUGACGCAGUUGACGAAAUCACCCGACAGCAACCUCAAAGCGGCCGUCUGGAUCACGCAUUCACCAGAUCAAAGUAAACGAGUCGGUACUCGAUUUUUGCGCAUAGCGGACGGAACCCUUCGCGAGGAGAGUUCUUAUGUAUGACCCAUGUUAUGACUUUGUUGCAUUUAACAUUGUAAAAUAGAGAUAUAAUGAAUUAUCGGCAGAAAUUCCGAGUUGAGGACCCUUAGCUCAAUCGGUAGAGCAUUGUACUUAUGUGGAUAACGUCAUGCAGGGGUCCCGAGUUCGAUUCUCGGAGGGUCCAUUCUUUUUAGUUUCGCUCAACUGCGCAGUUCUCAUUUUGCUCAGUACAAGAUAAAGCAUGAAAACAACAUGAUAGCAAUGAUGUAUAUACCGAAUGCACACCAGAUGACAAUACUAGUGUGCUAUAAUAAUG
This is a messenger RNA of Somion occarium, 1230 nucleotides long. Lineage: Eukaryota; Fungi; Basidiomycota; Agaricomycetes; Polyporales; Cerrenaceae. The record is from the annotation of a GenBank genome assembly.